Messenger RNA from Ectocarpus sp. CCAP 1310/34, 3441 nucleotides. The record is from the annotation of a GenBank genome assembly. Lineage: Eukaryota; Phaeophyceae; Ectocarpales; Ectocarpaceae.
AUGGCUCCUGGUUGGAAGGCCGCCCGCCACCCUGUGCGGUCGGGGCGGGAGGACAGCGCCUCACUCCAGUGGCCGGUGUACUUGGCCCACAAACCGGUGGUCCCGGGGAGGGUGGAGAAGGGCCUCUGCCCGGCGAAUGACAUGACACUAUCUCAACUGCACGGGCGAGAGGUGGAGAUUCCCCUCAUCGAUGAGGACGUCACCCCCAUCGCCUGCAAGCAACAGCGGCACAAUCCAAUACACGCUGAUAUCAUCAACCGCCAGGUAGAUCAGUGGAAGGAACUGGGGAUAAUCGACUACUCGGACUCGCAAUGGUGUUCCCGCAUCGUGAUGCAGCAAAAGAAAAAUGGAAAGCCGCGCCUAACGAUCGACCACCGCGCCCUCAACGAGUUGACGAAGAAGAGCAGCGGAGGCAUCGGCACCCUGGCAUCGAUGCCUGACCGGGUUGGGAAGAGCAAGUGGUUCACCCUCCUCGACCUCCCGCAGGUGUAUCACCAAAUUCCGAUCAAGCCAUCUGACCGACACAAGACAGCGUUCAGGGACGCUCGAGGUCGGCUGUACCAGUUCAACAGGUGCGGUUUCGGCCUUACGACCAUCCCGGCCGUCUUCUCAGCACUUCUGGGCGACACUCUGCAGCCGGUCGAAAACAAAGGCUGUGUAGAGAGGUGGCUGGACGACAUCCUCAUCCACACCGAAACGCUGGAGGAACACUUCGAGGUCCUUCAAGAGGUGCUGGAUCUUCUGCAGAAGGCGGGCUACUCCGUCCACUUCCUCAAAAGUCGGGUGUACGCGCCCCACUGCCUAAGGAUCAAACCGCUGACGGAGAUGGCGAAGCCUACCACGGUGGGGGAACUGCGAUCGUUCUUGGGAAUGGUGAACUUCCUCCGAGACUUCGUGAAGGACUUCAGCGCGCUCGUGGCCCCAAUCACGGACAUCUUGCGCAACAAGGACUUCAGCACCAAACAAGCGAGACACAAGCCCAUCCCGUGGGGGAAGGAGCAGGAUGACGCCUUCGCCGCUAUCAUCAGCGCUUUGGUGUCGCCACCAGUGUUGGUACCACCGAACUGGGAGUUGCCACUCACCCUACACACAGAUGCCAGCGAAAAGGCUGCGGGAGCGGUACUAAUGCAGCUGGUCGACCACCGCGAUGGGGCCAUCGGCUUCGGUAGCCACCGGUGGACGCUCGCGAAGUCGAGACGGGCACCCACGGGCCGCGAGGUUCGGGUAGCCCUCUUCGGCCUGGACCACUUCAGGACGUACCUCCUGCAUCGGCCCUUCACGCUCAUGACGGACAGCUCGGCGAUCACCUGGCUGUUCACCAGCCGACACCUGUCCUCCACAAUGGAAGCUGUUACCGGCGCAAAACCGAAGAUCCUCAUCGGCAACGCGUGUCGCCGGUAUGAUCCUGAUCGGACGGGCAACACAGCAGCAAGGCAAGCCACGGACAUCAUCAACGUCUUCCUGUCGAGCCGAGCACGACUCCUGAUCGUGGAGUGUCCGGUGAGAUUUUCGGGGGCCCCCGAGUGGUGGGAGACCUUACGGCCACUCCUGGAGCGUCACCGAUGUUCUGUGGAGGAGGCCACGCUGACAGCUAUCGACGUGGGCGUACCCACACGGAAGCAGCGGGUCUUCAUUGUAGCGUGCAAACGACAACCUGAGGGCGCCAUGGCGAAGCUCUCCGCAAAGCUCUCUAAGUGGAAGCAUCACAUCCAGCAACCCACGCCAACCAAACCCACCGUCGGCUCUUUCCUCGAUCGGGGCGGCCACUACUUCUUGAAGAGACCACCAGGCGAGGAAGCGAUCUUCCCAGCUGGUGCGCCGUCACCGACCAUCACCCAUGUGCACAUCAUGGGACGUCGACCACCGCCGGCUGACUAUCAGCCAACCGGAAGGCAAGGGACCCGAACAUCGACACCUGAGCCCCGGGAGGGACGCAAAGCGGAGGAGUCGGUCACGACACCGGUAUCUGCUUCGCCACCGGGGAUCACGGAGGAACCACCGGGGGGCCCUGAGGGCCACGAUGGAGACCACGAACGGCUGGACACACCGGAACUACGUCGGAGACUCUCGGCGAACUUGGAGCAGAUGGAGAACGUCUUACGGGACCCUGCACAACUCGCGGAGGCACAAGAGCAGGACCCGACCCUGGGGCCUAUCCGAGCUAUGCUUGAGGCAGGCCAAGGCGACGACACCGACUACGUACUCGCGGACGACCACCUGCUAUGGCACGCACCGCGGGGAGGACUGUACGCAAUCGCCGUUUCACUUCGGCUAGUGCCAGGAGUGUUGGCCCUCAUCCGCGAACCAAGGGAGCGGUGGAACGGAUGGGGGGGGUGGCUGCAGAAAGCCCUCUCCCUCCUGUGCAAAGCAUGGCCCCAGCGUUGGGACGACUACGUUCCUGUGGCGACGUGGAUCCACCGGGUUACGCCCGAUCCGGCCCUUCCGGGAGGGGCUUCGCCGUACCAGAUACUUUUUGGUCGGCCGCCACGCAGCCACGUCGACUUUUUCGCCCAGCCUUUGGACAGCACUUCGUUCGGCCAAGGCGUGGAAAGAACGGUCGAGGACCAAUAUCACCUCACGCAAGAAAUUCCGGCCAAGCGGCAGGAGGAGGUACUCACCAAACGACGGGAACGCCACAACGCCAGGAUCGCCCCUGAGUCACCGGGAGCCAAGACGCAGAUCGGAGAUUGGUGCUGGUCCACGAGACCCCCGUCUCCCUCUACCGAGAUGGCCUGCACCCGACUGGCACAUGAGCACUUCACGGGACCGUGGACCGUCGUCAACGUCCUCGNGCUGGUCCACGAGACCCCCGUCUCCCUCUACCGAGAUGGCCUGCACCCGAAACUGGCACAUGAGCACUUCACGGGACCGUGGACCGUCGUCAACGUCCUCUUGGCUCGGCUGUGCUUCACGGUGCAACUCAACGGACGACGCAUCCGACAACGCCGAGUAGUAGCUGCCGACAUCAAGCCCUUCCACCGGCGUCCCACACAUCUCCAACUGCCCUUCGAGGACGAAUUCAGCCAUGUCAUCUGGUCGGCUUCCUUGGGAUUGACCGACACCUCCGUGCUCGCGGUACCCCUCUACACCCUGACGGCUCGGAGGGUAGGACAGGGAAAGAGUGCUGGUUCGUGGGCGUGGGAGUAUCGAGGUCGAUAUCAGGAUGGGAUACAAUCGAGCUGGAUCCCUGAGGCCGAAGCACGCGACAGCUUUUCGCCGCUACAGCUCGACGUCUUCCACGCGCUUUGGGAACUUCAUCACCCUGAUUCAGAACCUCAGCCACCGGGAGAACCCGCGCGAGGACAACGUAAGGUGGAAUCCCGGGAGCGAGCCUUGGAAAUGUUUCCCUGCGGUACCGUCGUGGGCAGGAUCUUUACCAACGCCGAAGGACAGUCCGAAGUGUUCAAGUCCAAGGUGUACGACUACUGCGACCCGUACUAG